GCCUUAACAUACAUGCAGUAAUUCACACUGGAGAGAAACCUUUUUCAUGCAGUCAAUGUAAAAAAAGUUUCAGAUGUAAAAGCAACCUUACAGCACACAUGAAAAUUCACAGUACAGAGAAACCUUUCGCUUGUCUUCAGUGUGAAGAGUGUUUCAGAGAUGCAAGUCAACUUAAGACACACAUGACAAUUCACACUGGAGUGAAACCAUUUGCAUGUCAUCUGUGUGAAAUGAGUUUUACAACUAAAGGCAAUCUUAAGUCACACACGAGAAUCCACACUGGAGAGAGACCUUUCGUGUGUCAUCUGUGUGGAAAGGGUUUUUCACAACUAACUAACCUUAAGAUUCACGCAAGAGUUCACACCGGAGAGAAACCGUUUACAUGCACUCAGUGUAACAAGUGUUUCAGUAUUAAACCCAACCUUACAGCACACAUGAAAAUUCACAGAGAUGAGAAACCUUUCGCUUGUCUUCAGUGUGAAAAGUGUUUCCGAGAUGAAAGUCAACUUAAGAGACACAUGACAAUUCACACUGGAGAGAAACCAUUCAGAUGCUGUCAGUGUGGAAAGAGUUUUACAAGUAAAUGCACUCUUCAGAUACACAUGGCAGCUCACGCUGGAGUGAAACCAUUCGUGUGUCAUCUGUGUGGAACGAGUUUUUCAUAUCUAUCCAGCCUUAAGAAUCAUGCAAGACUUCACACCGGAGAGAAACCUUUUACAUGCAGUCAAUGUAAAAAAAGUUUUACACGUAAAAGCCACCUUACAGAACACAUGAAAAUUCACAGUAAAGAGAAACCUUUCGCUUGUCUUCAGUGUGAAAAGAGUUUCAGAAAAAAAAGUCAUCUUAAGACACACAUGAGAACUCACACUGAGAGAAACCAUUCAGAUGCUAUUAGUGAGAUUCAAAAGAAAAAUUCGCCCUAAUGCACGCGUGACGCCUGUUUCACACAUACUCCGUAUGCAGUGCGUUUGCGGUGCGUGUUGCAGUACGUAUGCGGUGCGAUCCGUCAAGCAUUUAAAGUGUGCUAUUGAUUA
Molecule: messenger RNA, 1034 nt
Organism: Misgurnus anguillicaudatus (oriental weatherfish)
Lineage: Eukaryota; Metazoa; Chordata; Actinopteri; Cypriniformes; Cobitidae
Source: RefSeq, a predicted model, not a curated record